Balaenoptera musculus (blue whale) is the source of this 1871-nucleotide messenger RNA. RefSeq names its product coenzyme Q3, methyltransferase (gene COQ3). Gene Ontology annotation, biological process: ubiquinone biosynthetic process. The record is from RefSeq and is a predicted model, not a curated record. Gene Ontology annotation, molecular function: 2-methoxy-6-polyprenyl-1,4-benzoquinol methyltransferase activity. The transcript is spliced from 7 exons. The coding region runs from base 48 to 1160 and encodes 370 amino acids. NCBI's taxonomy places the organism in Eukaryota, Metazoa, Chordata, Mammalia, Artiodactyla, Balaenopteridae.
UUCGGGAUGUUUUGCGGGAGGGACCGGAAGAGGUGGAUCCUUUCGCGAUGUGGGGAGGCCGCAAGCUGAGCUCCUCCGGGAGUCGGUUUUUAGGAGCGCAUAGGUCGGCGUUCCGGGGCACACAGGCUGAUUGUCCUCGCUUAACCACGUCGGCAGCUUAUUCAAAAAAUCAGCUCAGUUGGACUCUACAAAUUAGACCAUCGGUUUUCAGUGAAUACAGAAUCAUGUGUUUCAAAUCCUAUAGCAUGACUUUUGCCUGCCUGAAUAGGAUGAAAAGUUACAGACUCCCUUGGACAAGACUGUACAGUACUUCCCGGACCACUGUAGACAGCAGCGAGGUGAAGACCUUCCUGGCCUUGGCGCACAGGUGGUGGGACGAGCAAGGAGUAUAUGCACCUCUUCACUCUAUGAACGACCUGAGGGUGCCGUUCAUUAGAGACAAUCUUUUAAAAACAGUUGCUGAUCACCAGCCAGGAAAACCUUUGUCUGGGAUGAAGAUUCUUGAUGUUGGCUGUGGUGGUGGAUUGUUAACGGAGCCUCUAGGGCGGCUUGGGGCUUCAGUUAUUGGAAUUGAUCCUGUGAAUGAGAACAUUAAAACAGCACAGCACCAUAAAUCAUUUGACCCAGUCCUGGAUAAGAGGAUAGAGUACAGAGCUUGUUCCCUGGAAAAGAUUGUGGAAGAAACUGCAGAAACAUUUGAUGCUGUCAUAGCUUCUGAAGUUGUAGAACAUGUGAUUGAUCUAGAAACGUUUAUACAGUGCUGCUGUCAAGUGUUAAAACCCGGUGGUUCUUUAUUCAUUACUACAAUCAACAAAACACAGCUGUCCUAUGCCUUGGGAAUUGUUUUUUCAGAGCAGAUUGCAGGUAUUGUACCAAAAGGUACUCAUACAUGGGAGAAGUUUGUUUCACCUGAAAAGCUAGAGAGCAUUCUGGAAUCAAACGGUCUGUCAGUUCAAACUGUGGCAGGAAUGCUCUACAACCCCUUCUCAGGUUACUGGCAUUGGAGUGAAAACACCAGCCUUAAUUAUGCAGCUCAUGCCGUGAAAUCCAGCAUCCAGGAACACCCAGCUCCUGCCGAGUUUGCUUUAAAGGAGGAAACAGAAGAGCUCAGAACUGAAACCUCCACCAACUCAGGUGUGCAUGAAGAGCUGAAGAAAUGAAUUGUUUCUAAGGACUGUAGUAAAAUGGCUUGAAAGUCUGAUGUUUACAAAUACACAAAAUAUACCAUUUGUCUUUUGAGACAGGAUCCUAAAGAAAAGAAAGUCAAUAGAAAGGGCUAAAACCUUAGAUAAAAGCUUUUGUUGUUUCAUCUAAUAGCUACCUUCAAGGGGUUAGUCUAUGGAUUAAAAAAAGUUUUGAUGAGGUAUUAUGUGAUCUAGGAGUUUAAGUUUCUCAGCCUUUGUUAUAUAAAUAGGGUAUACAUAUUUCACUUCAUCUUACAGAUUAUAUAUUUUUCCCGCAUGUAUGCACAUACAUAUAUACUGUAAUGUUUUAAUUUAAGUAAAUUUGUAUCAUCUAGGUUCUUCUUUAUUUGGUUUUAGUUAAAGGCAGUUAUGCUUCUGACUGGUUUUAUUUUAUACCAGUUAUAUUUAGGAAGAUAAAAUGUCUUUUUUCCUUUAAAUUUUGGUUUUUGGAAAGCAAAUUGAUUGUUAAAUAUAUACUGGGUUUGGUCAAACAUUAGAAUCAAGAAUUUCAGAUUAUGUUGGACAUUUUUCUCUGUACAGUUCUAUAAAUGUUUUGUGGUGCCUUUUUUUUUAAGUAGAAAAAAUUUUUGAACUCAAUUUAAGAGUUUAGUUAUGGAAAUUUUCUUUUUUGGCUAACAUUUUGUAAUUAGAAGGACUGACUUGAAAUAUACUUUCACGCCUCUUGAA